Messenger RNA from Vitrella brassicaformis, 5195 nucleotides. NCBI's taxonomy places the organism in Eukaryota, Vitrellaceae. The record is from the annotation of a GenBank genome assembly.
GGAUUGCAUCUAUCUCGUUCGAGCGGAUGGAAGAGCAGGAAGGACGGCAGUGCCAAGACAAGCAGCAACGAGAUCUGUGAGAGCAACAGACGGUAGGCACGCUCCCUCGAGACAAGCACCCACCACUGGACGCUGUCUGUUUGUUGUUCCCUGUUUGUGAAGAUGGCGUGCCGCUGCAUCAGCCUCGAGGAGCUUGUCGAGGUUCUCAGGAGGUCAUUCUCCCCUCAUGAGUCGGGUGAGAAUACAUGUGCAGGAUUGCAAUCAUUGAAAUCAGCAUGAUUCGAUGCAGAGGGGCCACUUUGUCACGAGUUUUCUCUGUUCUUGCCUUUCUGCAGAGCGCAAACACUCAGAGAAGAGGUCAGAAGAAAUCGACAAGGCGCCGGGACUAAUGUGUCAGCUCCUCGACAUUGUCGUAUCAUCUGAGGUAAAUACAUCACUGAUUGACCCCCCGAGGGACUGUUCUGUGUGUGUGCGUGUGUGUGUGUGUGUGUCACCUCCUUCAGAUCGAUGAGGCGAUCCGGCUGGCUGCUGCUGUUGCCCUCAAGAAUCAGAUCCGGAAGUGGUAUUGAGAGAAGAGAGGAAGUCACUGGCGGCGGAAUGAUGCAGUCUCUCAUCUCGCCCCACAGGUGGAAGGACCCCGAGGACGACCUGAAACAUGAGAAAGAGAUCGACGAGCGGCACGCGGGACAAUCAGAACAGGACAGAGCCAUUCUCAAGGAGAAGAAAAUCGGCUUCAGGGAAGGAGAGAAGCAGCCUAUACGUUCCAAGAUUCUAAACGCGAUGGUGAUAUGCACCAAGCAUAAUCUGAGGUGCAUUAAAGGGAGAUGUACUGUUCCAACCAAGGCACUUCAUCACUUGGUAACUUGCCCCUUCUUCUCCCGCCUGCAGGGCUCAGCUCGAUGAGUGCAUCAGGCUGAUAGUCUUAAUCGACUUCCCUGACUACUGGCCAGAGCUGCUCGACAGCAUCCUUCUCGUACGUGGCCGCACACACCGAGGCACCUGACAUUAUCCUCAUUGCCUCUACUGUCAGGCGCUUGCAUCGAGGGAUCAGAUGCAGACCUACUGCGCACUUCUUGUUCUUAGGCGGCUUGUCAAGAAAUAUGAGGUCAGUUCAGAGAAAGAACAGCCGACUGCAGUCGUGAAAGUAAGUGGUCGGGCUCUCCUGUCUCUUCGUUCUUCUUAGAUGAAGACCGAUGACAACAGGUGAAAAAACUUGCAGCGUUCGUUACCUGCCGUCCCACCUGCUUUGCCUUUCCAGAGAGCCACUCACUGUGAUCAUGCAGAAGACCGUGCCGGUCGUUUUGCCUCUUGGCGUUGAGCUGCUUCGGAUGGGCUUGAGAAGCCAAGAUUGUGCGAUUAUGCUCAAGCUGAUCCUGAAGUGAGCCUGCACAAGAGAAAGGGCACUUGCACGCUCUACAUUCAUUCACUGCAGGUAUUAUUUCUCAGCAACACAAAUGGCGCUUUCGAAAGCCCCCGCGAUACGGCAAACAGCCAACCAGUGGAUGCAGCUCGUAGAUGAUGUUCUCCGCGAGCAAGGUGCGGACUGCUGCAAAGAAUGCGCAGGCAUUGCCUGCUCGAGAGAUUCUUGUUUGUUCAUAGUCCCCUCUGAGAUUCUUCCGCCGGACGUGUCGAUGCGAGAGGACUUGGCCCAAUACAAGCUGAAGAAGUGGGCGCUCCAGAUCGCGUACCGCUUCUUCACGCGGUACGGGAACCCUUCGUUCGUGUCGGAUUCUGAAGACAAGGACUGGGCCCGCCAGUUCCUUGGUAACUGGGCAACAAAGUUCCUGAAAUCGAUGCUUUUUCUGCUUGAUGAAGAGGCGCAACAGAGAUGCUGGAUCAGCCGACGUAUGCUCAACAUCAUUGUAAGUUACAAAUCACCUAUCUUGUGUACAUCUUCUGCAUUUGCUUGCGCAAACCGCAGCUUCAGUACCUUUCAUCGUGCCUGGAGCACGUUGCGACCUACGAGGCCCUGAAAGCCCACAUUGCCCCCAUCAUCUCCCACGUAAUUCUUGUACUCGCCUUGGAUGCUAUUUCCGUAUCCUCUCUUGUUUCAGGUUGUAUUCCCGCUCCUGUGCUACGACGCGGAUGACGUGGAAACGUGGGAAGAUGAUCCGGAGGAAUUUCUCCGAGGAGAGGAGGACGUCUUCGUGACGAUGCAGGUCUCGAGCAGGAGCAGCUUUUUGCACUCGCACCAUCUUCAUUCAUCUCUGUAGAGUCCAAGAGAAGCGGCCGUUGAGUUCUUGCGCGACUUGUGCAAAUAUCGCGGGAAAGGCAACUUGACGACUAUCCUGAAUCAAACACACGAUAUUCUUCGAAGGUAGAUCAAGAUGCCAGUGAUUGAAACGACUUAAGUCAUCGUGCCUUUGCAGAUACCAAUGCUCAUCACAAAGCGAGCAAGCAAACAUGGGGAUGCUGAAAGUUGGCGCUCUCACAAUGGUACGUUGACCCACCAGAUCUUCCUCACGCCGCUUGCAUUUGUCUUAGAUCGAGAGUGUCGCCGAGACAGUAUGCGACAAGAAACGGAGUCUGCCGAUUGAACAGCUGAUCGAGAUCCACAUUUUGCCCGAUGUCCGGAGUCAAGACAAGUUUCUUCGCUAUCGAAGUCUUCGGUAUGUUACCAGAAUGGAGAAGGUGCAACAACACUCGCUCUAAAUUUCGAUUCUUCAUCGUCCAGCACGUAUUCAGAGCUCCUUACUGCCCUGUCCAAAAAGAAGAACAUCAGCAACCCCCUGCUGCACCUCAACUUCUUCUCUUACCUCAUUGCGGCAACGGAGGAUUCUGAAAAACCUGUCAGGGUUGCGGCGUGCGUUGCCUUCAAGCCGUUCUGCAAGACAAAAGCGUUGAAACCCGUGGUUCAAAAGGUAACCUUGCGCGGAGACAGAGACAAAGGCUUUUUACGGAGGGAUUCCGCGCUGUCCAGAACAUUUUGACAUGCCUCGACCGGCUACUAUCCGCCAUCUAUUCAACGGACAGCGAAGAUCUCGUAGAAACUCUUGAGACGUUAGUGGAGAACUUCCAGGUGAGAGAAACAAAAUGAAAAUCGACACGUAACAAGAAAUACGGUAAUGCUUGUUGACGACGACUUCUAGACUGAAGUAGUCCCCUUCGCUCAGAAGGUUAUCGAGGGCCUAGUUGUAGCUUAUCUUCGCAUGCGCGAGUCAGAGGACGGCGAGGCAGAUUUGUCGGCGUUUGCUGUGAUGAAGACGAUUCAAACCGUCUUGGAGGCGUGUCCGGACCCGAAGAUCUUCGUGUCUCUUGAGUCGGCCCUUUCCCCUUUUCUUUGCAAAGUUUUCCAGCCUGACGCGAUCGACUUUCUUGAGGACGUACGCUGACACGAACAGAACGGACUCUCCUGGCUGGUUUUCGCCUGCCUCCUAUCUCUUACUGCAGGGAGUGUCCAUUUUGGCGUUUUUGACGUCCAACGAGCCGAUUUCAAGCGGACUCUGGCAACAUUUUGUGCAUAUCCAUCGUGUCGUCUGCGGCAGGUGGGUGUGUGGAGAUGUCUGAAAAUCGAUUCCUUUUUCCGUUUUGCUGCAUCGAUUCAGCCCAGAGUUUCCCUUUCAUUGUCAACACGGAUGGGCAACGGACCUUGUAACAUGGGGACGAGGGUUUUUGCAGCAACGCUUUUCACUAAUUUUUCUUUCAGGUUGAGUUCAUGAUUCCAGUGAUCGAAAAUUUCGUCUACCACGGCCUCGAGGGGUUUCUACACGUAGGACACGUAGGGCCAGAGACAAGAAGUGAUUUGGUCGAGUGUUUUGGUCCCUGCCCUUUCGUGCAGCAUCACGACCGUGCCGGAAAGAGCUUUGUCGCGCUUCUGAUGGAGAUGGCUGUCCGAAUCACAGACACUAACCGCGUUUUGGAACUCGUCAACGUUCCUUGCAUCAUCAAUCCCCUAUUUGAGAAGUGCGCCGUUCUCGCGAUUGAGACGGGGAAAGGCGCCGGUGGAGGAGGCCCCAUCGACAACCUUAUCGAUCCUGUACUGCGCAUGACCUGGGGCAUCAUGAAGGACAAAGGAUGGAAUGCAGCCUCAACCGAAGAGGACUGUGACUUGAUUGCCCGGGACUACCAGAUGGCCGUUUUCUCGUUGUGGGGAAACAUUCUUGCUUACGACCCUCUUCUGUUCGUCUCGUGCACAAUCGAGGUCUGCCGAAUGUCUUGAAUGGGCCUAACGAGCCAGAAUGGUGUCUUCUUUCUUUGCGUCAGAAACCCGAGCUGCACGGGUUAUUGGACACCUGGCUGAAUCUCGUCAGCAGCAUGUCUACGAAAAAGGGGUCAGCAAGGGAGUUUUGUUUUUGCGUUGUGACAGUGUUCUUCCCUCGUCAGGUUGCGAGUAAAAAAGCGGUUUGUCGUGGGGAUGACCCGGUUGGUUCAGCUCGUCAAGCUUCCAGAAUCAAACAUUCCCGACGCUUUCCGAAACACCCUCCAACCAGCAAUGCCGCGAAUUCUCCAGGCAGUUGUGAGAGAGUCGGAAUCGCUUCACAGGUAAGCCUCUGCAGCCUCUUCCUUCAGGUGCGCAACAUACGCAUCGCGUGUUGUGUCCCUUAGACUAAAGAAGGAGAACCAAGGAAAGGAAUCAGCAGCCGCAAAGGCGAACCACCAGGCCGUUCCUACAAACACAGAAGGCGAAAACGGUGAGAGCGGAGAUGAGUGGUCGGACGAGUCACCGGAGUCAGAACAAGAUCUUAAUGACGACCAAGUGAGCGAGAAAUGCUGAAAGAUGCCUUCAUACUCGUGGUCGGCCAUAUGAUGGCAGGAUGCGGACACUGCCAAAAAUCGAAUAUACAUGCACAAGCUCAAUCAGGCAACACUCAAUGAUAACAAGAUUGGAGCCAAAGCAUCUGAUUGACUUGACGGUUUUUCACUUGAACUAGAUGGGUGAUGGAGACGACGACGACUCAGACGAAGACUACGAGUGAGAGAUCAUGUAUACAUGAUUACGCGUCCUGCUCAUUGUGUCUUUGCGCAGUGGUGAAGAAUCUGAAAGAGCUCAACAGCCUAUGGAUGCCAUCGACGAGUUGCAAUUCGUCAGAGAUGUCAUAUCGACGCUAUGUCCUGAUGUUCGAGCUUUGUAGCAAGUCGACCGAACCAGUGAAAAGGCUACAAAACACUGUUUUCAUCAACUACGCCACUUCACGGACGGAAAAGCACAAAAAUCUGGAGACGUGGCACGCCACCGCAUAAUCAGCGCCUACUGG